Molecule: messenger RNA, 4010 nt
Organism: Myxocyprinus asiaticus (Chinese sucker)
Lineage: Eukaryota; Metazoa; Chordata; Actinopteri; Cypriniformes; Catostomidae
Product: GTP-binding protein 1-like
Exons: 11
Coding region: 263-2182 (639 amino acids)
Biological process (GO): translational elongation
Molecular function (GO): GTPase activity; translation elongation factor activity; GTP binding
Source: RefSeq, a predicted model, not a curated record
CGUAUCGCCGGGUACGUUGCAAAAUUUCAAAGUCGAUUUGUAAUAAAGCAAUGUUUUUACAAACUGCCAAGUGGCAGCUUGUGUUAAAAUAUUCCACAUUUUUCUAGAUAACCCUCCGCAAGAAAACAUGUUAAAUGUAAAGUUAGUAAAAAGAACUAUGAAGUGGUAAACUGAACAGAAACUUACGCUAGAUAUAGAUCAGACGGAAAAAAAAAAAAAAACAUUGCAUUUAAAACUCUUUCCCAGAACCAGGCUGGAGCACAUGGCGGCGACAGAGUCCAGCUUAAGCCCGGCGGUGGAGUCGAUGGUACCGGCGUGCAUGUUCGCACCGGACCCGGGCUGCGCGAAGGAUCCGACCGGCAAUGAGAGCAGCGAGACCGGCGAGAACCAGAACGGAGACGCCGAGGAUCACUUGGACCUCACCAGCAAGUUGGCGCUGGUCAGCCCUACUGGAGAACAGUAUGACUGUUUACUCAAGCAGCUGCGAGAACGAAUGGAAGAAGGCUGUAGAGAGACCAUCUAUAUGGUCGGAAUGGGAACAGACGGUGGUGAUUAUGGUCUGGAUGAGAGGGAUAUGGAAGCAGCUGUUGCUACAGUGCGGUCGCUAUGUGAACAGGCUGAUGCUGAUCUGAUUCUACUGCGAGAGAGAGUGGAGACGGCGGGACGAGUCCGGGAUUACCUCAUUCGGCGCCGAGUGGGAGAGGCCGACUUCUUGGAAGUUAGAGUUGCGGUUGUUGGUAAUGUUGAUGCCGGUAAAAGCACACUCUUGGGCGUCCUUACUCAUGGCGAACUCGACAACGGUCGCGGAUUUGCACGACAAAAGCUCUUCCGACACAAGCACGAGAUGGAGAGCGGUCGCACCAGCAGUGUCGGCAAUGACAUACUGGGCUUCGACCAGGAUGGGCAGGUGGUCAACAAACCGGACAGUCACGGGGGCAGUCUAGACUGGACCAAGAUCUGUGAGAGGUCGUCAAAGGUCAUCACCUUCAUCGAUCUGGCGGGGCAUGAGAAAUACCUGAAGACCACCGUUUUUGGCAUGACUGGGCACCUACCGGACUUCUGCAUGCUUAUGGUGGGCAGUAACGCAGGAAUCGUUGGCAUGACCAAAGAGCACCUCGGUCUCGCUCUGGCCCUCAACGUUCCCGUCUUUGUAGUCGUCACUAAGAUAGACAUGUGUCCAGCUAACAUCCUACAAGAGACAUUAAAGUUAUUACAGAGGCUACUCAAGUCUCCGGGAUGCAGAAAAAUUCCAGUUUUGGUGCAAAACAAAGAUGAUGUCAUCGUUACAGCCUCAAACUUUAGUUCAGAGAGGAUGUGCCCAAUUUUCCAGAUCUCUAACGUAACAGGUGAAAACAUGGACCUGUUGAAAAUGUUCUUGAAUCUGCUGUCCUCCAGAACAACAUUUAAAGAUGACGAACCUCCAGAAUUUCAGAUUGAUGAAACAUAUUCAGUUCCGGGUGUAGGCACUGUCGUAUCCGGGACUACUUUACGCGGAUUAAUUCGCCUUAAUGACACGCUGCUCCUUGGUCCCAACCCUCUGGGUGCCUUUAUCCCCAUCGUGGUCAAAUCCAUCCACCGUAAGAGAAUGCCUGUGAAAGAAGUGCGUGGUGGUCAGACGGCCUCAUUCGCACUGAAGAAGAUCAAACGUUCGUCUAUCAGGAAGGGAAUGGUGAUGGUGUCGCCCCGUCUCAAUCCACAGGCGUGCUGGGAGUUUGAGGCUGAGAUUCUGGUGCUGCACCAUCCGACUACGAUAUCGCCAAGAUACCAAGCUAUGGUUCACUGUGGCAGCAUCAGACAGACCGCCACCAUCAUUGGCAUGAACAAAGACUGUUUACGGACGGGUGACAAAGCCGCUGUGCACUUUCGUUUUAUUAAGACCCCUGAGUACCUUCACUUGGAGCAGAGACUCGUCUUUAGGGAGGGCAGGACCAAGGCCGUGGGCACCAUCACUAAGCUGCUUCAAGCCAAGAUUCAGUCUACCAAGAAAGCUUCAUCACAGGUGGAGGGCACUUUUGCAGCCAGCGAGGAUGCUGCACAGAUGGGAGGAAGCCCUCAAACAGAACAACCGCCAAAGUCUGGAGGGAGUGGCAGACGGCGUGGAGGUCAAUGGCACAAAGGCAAACCAUCUGUGAGCAGUGGCACUGGGACGACAACAUCAGCUGCUGGAGUGGGCGGCAACUGAGCUAAUGUCCCUCCUGCCCAUCCUCCAUUAUCUGCUUAGAAUUCUCUUCUCUCUCUCUCUUAGCCAUCAAUACUGGUCAUCCCUCUGCCCUGAACUUUUUAAAGCAAACACCAGAGGGCAGCAGAUGCUUUUUGUUCACCCUUAAUGCCUUUUUUUUUUUUUUUUCUCCCUUUUUUCUUGUCUCUCUGAUUUUUGUUGGUGAGAGCAAAAACAAUCAUAAAACCCUCAAAUGAAGCUGGACUGAGCAUUUUCUCUCCCUAUGCACGCUAAUUAGAAACGUUCAUCUCCGCUGACAGAAUAGUGCCAAAACCCUGACUGACAAGCAUUUCCAUACUGAGAAGCUCGCUCGCUCGCUCUUUUAUCACCCUUAUGAAACAUGUAUACUUUGUGUGUGUGUGUGUGUGUUUGAACUAUCCCUUUAACAUCCCAUAAUAAACACCCUAAAAAAACGAAAUUUUGCAGCCAGGAUUUUUCCCAGAGGACCCAAUUAAGAAGCCCUCAACUGAAUCCCUGUUUGUGUUCAGCGAUUUUCUUAUUUCUCACGUCAUUUUCCUCCUCCAAUUGAAUUUGGCAAAUGCUGUUGCAGAUGAAAGCAAGAAAUCUGUUCUGCUUGUCAGUCUUUCAUGUCCCCUCAUCCUCCUCUGAUUUUAAUGAGCAUUGUAGCUGCCUAGAUGCACAAAAUCACAGCAGAUAAAACCGGUCCCUCGGAGUGUCACAAAUUAGGUGCCUUUUGGCUCUCUUGCAUUUUUUUUUUUCUUUUGUGACCUAGCAUUACUUUUGAAAGGUCUCACCUUUUCAGUGGAGAUCUUUUUAUGAAAAAACUUUGCAAACAAUGCUGACAUUGGCAUUUAACUCGGUUUCCUAUUUUCUCUUCUUAACCACACCAUUGUUUUUCCGUCUUUGUUGGACACUUUUGACCCAAACCAAAGCAAGAGUACACAUUACACAUCAAGGAAAAUGAUCAACCAACACUUGAUAUUCAAAAGUUGUUCAGUUGUGUUCAGGAGUUAAACACUGUAAGAACCUUGAUUGGUUGCUCUCGUGAUUUAGUUUUUUGGCUGUUCAAGGUUCUCUGUUUUUAUGAAACUGUCGAUCAAUUAUCUGGCAGGACAUAACCCGAGUCAAAUAUUUUCCAUCAGGACUCAUGGAUGCCUGUCUCUCUCGACACAUUUGUUUUGGUUGGGUUAAAUUGCAUUGAAAGACAAUUUUUGAGCAUUAAUUGCUGUCUGUCACAUGCAUUUUUCUUAGAGGUCCCAUGUCAAAAGACAGUUCAGUCUGUUCUGGUUCUGGUUCUCGGUUUGUUCUCCUUUUGAAUCAAUGCAGGCGAAACAAGUCUUGGAUUUUCUGUACUAUCAAAGACAUAUUCAGAUAUGUUUUAGUUAAAUCGGACACAGCCAAGUACAUUUGAACCUCAGUGAACAUUUAUUUUUAACAUUUAAUUUGUACAAGUCUAGUCUGGACAACAUCGUAAAGACCACAUGCUAGACAUUAUGCCAAAUAGAUUUUAAAAUUCUGUUAUUUUUUUUCCGUCUAUUUGUAAAUAAAUGGGAAACUUGGAGGGUAAUGAAAUCAGAUGGAAAUGGUCAAUUUUCUGUUCCCCCAGGGCAGGUACAAGAUAUGAUUUACAAUCUUUAAGAGUGUUCAGUGCUUGGACUGUUUAUGAUUUUUAUCUGCAAUUUAUUUCCCUUAAGAGCAUGGUUUUAUUUUUUGAACUAUGUACGAAAGAGAUUAAAAAAAAUAAAUAGUUGAAAAUUGUGUUGUACAUCCUUUUAAACAAAAUAAAAUUUGCACAAAAACUCUAAUGCUAACGUGGUUAUUACGAAACGUU